This is a messenger RNA of Coregonus sp. 'balchen', 10879 nucleotides long. Lineage: Eukaryota; Metazoa; Chordata; Actinopteri; Salmoniformes; Salmonidae. The record is from the annotation of a GenBank genome assembly.
UACAAUAUAACAAACUACUGUAGCUACAUUGUAUCAAUUAACGUGUUUACUGCUACGCGAUUACGUCAUGCACGCUCGAUCGUGGCCACUCGUGGUACUGGGUGGAAUUGUCCCAGCAGCACCACUCCGUCUGCCUCCGCCCACCAGUCAUGCUACGGACAGGGCUGCAACAUUUUCAGCCAAACUACAAGGAAACAUAAACGCAAAGUCGCCAAUUUCACUGAACAUACCAAGUUGAACGAUUCUUCUUCUAGACACAUCUGGUGGCGCGACAUUUCCGCUGGUUAGCGGGUGUACGCAUGGGAGUGAUCCGGCAAAAGCAAAGGCAGAAGGUAAAUCAGGAUAUCGUUUUCAUCCAGAUUGUUCUUUGGCGCACUGUCUCCUGUGACUGGUACAUUUACUGUCACUUUAGCUUUUCUAUCGAGAAAGAAAUUACAGGAAAGAAAUACAAAAUUCUGAUACCGAUAGCAUUGAAUAUGUGAAUAAGAUACAAAACCUGUUAGUCUAACUUAUAGAGAAUACUGUACAUCUGAAUAGGUUUGGCCUUUGUAGCUGGCUACCUGGGUUGGACGUGUCAUGAUGUCGGUAAAGCACGCAUACUGAGUCAUUCAUUAGACUACAAUCAGUCUGUGCAAUGCAUCCAGGUAGCCUAUUGAGGACGAACUCAAAUUCCUCAAUGUACAGUGACUGUGUGCCUGAGGUAUAAAAUGUUUGGCAACACUUACACAGAUUUUGUCCCAGGGUAAUUAUUAGUAGGGUGUAGAAUAAAAAAAAAAGAAGCAUCCAGCCUACAAAUUCAGGUAGAAUCAUAGUUAUAGUCCAAAGUAGGCUAAAUUGUAACUACAGAGUUAUUACAUAGGUUAUUAUUAUUACUACAGUGGUCUGGUGUAAAGUAAUGUGUGCUCGAAUGUUUUGUAGCUAAUUAGCAAAAUAUUUUAAAUAUUUGCAUUAUGUAAAUGCGAGAAAGUAAAGCAUUAUGACGUUCAGCUUCAAAUAAUAUUUGGUUAUUAGGCCUACUGAAAAGCCUGACCACUCCGAGCUAGGCCUACAGUUGUUUAGCUCACCCAUGUCAUCUUCCACAACACAGAUGCCCUAUAAUCAGUUCUGACCACUAGAUCGUAUUAUUUACGCAGUUGGCCACUGCGGGGUCAUAUCUGACCCGUGGGAUGAACCUGUGGGUUACAGUUGGCAGCUGCCCAUUGCGCCAUUGCUGAGGGACCAUGAGGCGUUUGUAGGUCACCAUCUAUCUACUAACUAGCCACAAGACUCUCGGCAUACCAGUGUAUCUGUCUGCCCUUACCAAUGUGUGUGUGAGAGAGAGAGAGAGAGAGAGAGAGAGAGAGAGAGAGAGAGAGAGAGAGAGAGAGAGAGAGAGAGAGAGAGUACAUGCAUUCGCGUGUCUAACAUAGGGUUGACUGCAAUAUUAUUCCUGUAUGUACGCAUCUCUUACAGUUUUUUUCAAUUGCUAACAAGCAUCGGUCAAUACUGAAGCCACUUUUUCAAAACUCUUCACACAGUCUGCAUUACCAACAUGCAUCUUGGCCAAACAGUUAAUCUCACCUCCAAAAUACACUAAAACCACCAAAACACUUCAAACAUGUCUCAAAAUAAGCUUGUUCGACCAUAACACUGGCAACAAUUCUCACUCAGAAAGCAUACAUUGUCACUCAUAACACACUGACCUAAAAAGCACUAACAACAGGGAGCAUUACAUAAAUGAUUAACUUUCCUCUUUGAAGUUUGAAUGAUUUUGCACAUAAAUCAGUAUUUCAUUAUAGAAUAAAAAUAACACAAUUUCACUUUAUUGAGUGUACUAAAGUAUAUGUAACAAGAAUGAUUCAGAAAUGCAGCAAUUUGCUUCAUUAGCCUUUAUUCUUUCUAUAUCUUUGCAUAUAGUAAUUUACUUGUGAAAAAUAAAAAGUUGAAACAAAAAACAAAUUCCUGAAAUUCCAGGGCUGCAAUAAUAAUUACAAAAACCCCAUCAACAACAUGUAUAGUAUAAUCACUCAUACUGUACAGUACUGUGAGGGUUCUAGUUCUCCCCCUCUCCUGCAUUUGGCCACAAGUUCUCAUCAACAUCACAUCUUAUUUCUUCUCUGGCGAUGCAUCUUGGAAAGUAUCUUCUGGAAUGUCUAAUCCAGUCCUGGCAGUCUUCAGGAGAAGUGUCUCCACACCCCGCAUUCAUGGCAUCCAGUAAGGACGUCUGGUCAUGUGGAUGGUGGUCAUAAACCUUCCACCUCCACGCAGAGACAAACUCCUCUAUGGGGUUUAGGAAGGGGGAGUAUGGAGGCAGGAAUAGUACUGACAUUCUGGGAUGUGCAGCAAACCAGUCUGUGACUGCAGCAGAGUGGUGGAAUGCCACAUUAUCCCACACAACAACGAAGGUAGGGGAGUUUCUUGCCCCUCUCUCCUCCGCUGGCACAAGUCGAUUACGCAGGUCAUCCAGAAAAGAAAUGAGCCUCUCUGUAUUGUAGGGGCCAAUGAGUGGUUUGUGUAACAGCAAACCAUCAUUGGACAGUGCUGCACACAUUGUGAUGUUAGCUCCUCUCUGGCCUGGGACAUCCACGGUUGCUCUCUGUCCAAUCACAUUUCUUCCCCUGCUUCAUCCUUAUUUUAUGUUUCUCUGGCAAUUGUCGUUGUGCUGACCGUAUUCACAUUCCCAAAAGUGAUAUUGUCUGCCACCACUCUUUCCCGAAUUUCCCGCAGUUCUAUUGCAUUGUUGCCAAUUACCAUGUCAACAAUGGCAAUUUCCUGCGCAUCUGAUAAUAUUCUGUCUCUCCCUCCGGUGGGAGGCAACCUUUGGAUCCUACUGAAAAACACAAAACAAUCAAUGUUUCAAAAUGUCAGUACAUGUAAAAAUGAGAACAUACUGUAUUGUACUGUAAUUUGUAGUUCAAUUAUCAUUGAAGGAUGCACAUCUCACCUGUUGAUUUUCUGGAAAAUUCGUACUAUUGGUGCAACUGUUGAACGCUGAAGAUUUGGUUGCAUCCUUAAACCGGCCUCUCUCAAAGAGAGACCAUGGUUUACAACAUGGUCAAUAAUUGUGGCCCUUAUCUCAUCAGAGACCACCGCUCUUGGUCUUCCUCUCCUUUGUCCUCCACACGUUCUCCCUCUACCCUGCCACUCUUCUUUCCCCACCAACCUGUCUUCCUUGAUCCAUGUUUCCAAACUAAAUCAUUCCGAAGCCGUCCUCUUUCGUCUGUUUGGUAACGAGACUAAAAACAGGACACUUGGGUAGGCUUUCAGCUGAAAUUGCAAUCAGCUGUGUUUGGAAUGAUGAAAUAUUCUGCUGACAUUUUCUAUAUGUUUCAAUCUGGUUACUGCAGAAAUGCACAACAUUUGCCAUCAUUCUGUUUUGAAUGUGUUUUUAACAGUUUUGGAAACUUAGCAUUUGAAAACAUGUGCUGCAAAUAUAUAGUUUUGCAGGUGGUGGAGUAUGAAUGAGAAAAGAGUUCAUGGAUUUCGGAGAAUGUGGUCAUUGAAUGCAUUUUGUGUGAAAGCAAUGAAAAAUGAUUCACAGUUUGGUCCACAUACACUUCUGUUUUGCUGACUCUGUGAAGAGUUUUGACCAUUUGACUUCAGUUUUGACCAAUGCAUGUUAGCAAUUGAAAAAAAACUGUAACAGGUCUGCAUGCUGUUAGUUGCUGCCGAUCUGAGCUCUACCUGACAAGGAUCAGGUGAAAAACAGCCUUGUCCUUCAGUCACAACAAGAAAUAAGCUAAUUUAACUGUGAAUGUUCCAGGGGAGAUUAAUCAUGGUGACGUUGCUGUUUUCUUCUUUGUUUUAUUCACCCAGAACAGCACAGCUUUAUAACUUGCAUUUAAGAUUCUUAUGCAGAUGUGGUGCUGUAUGCCCAAGCACUACAUCUGCUUCUCUGGGUAGAGUUCUGCUGCAGCCCACUAAGAGGGUACUGCUCACCCUGAGUCACAUUCAGCAUGCCCCUGCCCUGUCCAUGUUAUGGCUGACCGGUUCUGGGAACCAUGCUAAGGGAGGAAACAAGAUAGCGUCGUAUCGCCCAAGGUUCCUCUAUGUCAUCCAGCAUCAUAGAGAUUACUGUUAUGGCCUUCAGGCACUCCGAAGAGAGAUUGUGUGGGCCCUGGAACAGCGUUGUGUUUGUUGUGUGUGUGUGUGUGUGUGUGCCUGUGUGUGUGGGUCUAUGUGUGUGCGUGUGUGUGUAUGUGUGUGUGUGUGUGUGUGUGUGUGUGUGUGUGUGUGUGUUUGCCAGCUAAUAACAGACAGUAUGUCCCAUGACUACAUUAUUAUUUAUUACACGCAGUCAUGCAACUAUAAUGAAAUAAUGGUUCCACGUGAAUUGGUCUGUUAUUUGUGAAUCUUUCCUAAUGUAUAGUUAUUUCCCUCUCUACUCUAGAAGUAGUUGUAAUCACAGUAGUGCUAUAACAUGGGCCCAACAACAUAAUCUGAUAUGAUAUUGGAUGAUAUUAUCAUGAUAUUCAAAUUCCUCUGUUUUCUCUCUCCUCAGGUUGUAUCCUAUUUGUUAGUGGCAGCCUGGUGGGAGGAGCCAUGAGUGAGGGGGAGGGGCUCUUCCACAGCGUGCAGGUGGGUGACUCCACCUUCACUGUGCUGACCCGCUAUCAGCAGCUCCGCGCCAUCGGGUCUGGUGCCCAGGGCAUUGUCUGGUGAGUGGGCAUGGCGCUGCCACACUGUUAUUUAAACUCCUCACAUUCAUCCUGCUGUUGCAUUGACUGUGAACAUGAUGAGUCAUUUCUUCAAUAGACGAUGGAAUACUUUGUUCCUCUGUAAUCAAGGUGUGGUGUCCUAUUUUCAUGGAAAGCAGUAAUAACAGUGAUAAAUAUGAUGGCGUCUCCUCUCCUCCCACUCCUCUGUGUGUCUGUCUAUGUAGCUCGGCCCUGGACAGUGUCCUUGGGGUCCCUGUGGCGGUGAAGAAACUGAGCCGGCCCUUCCAGAAUCAGACCCAUGCCAAGCGGGCCUACAGGGAGCUGGUGCUGCUCAAGUGCGUCAAUCACAAAAAUGUACGUCACUGUGGACAUGCUCAGCUGAUCUUUUAGCCCUCAUCAUUUUGGCGAAUUCCUUUGUGUGUGACAUCAUCGACUCACUAUACUGCGUGUGUGUGAAAUGAUUGAUUUAGUCUUAUUUCACCAAAUGAGUGUCAUGUUUCAGUCUCCUGAUAUACUGAGUUUCUUCUCCUUUCUAGAUUAUUAGGCUGCUGAAUGUCUUCACACCACAGAAUUCACUGGAGGAGUUCCAGGACCUGUAAGUCUGCUGCAGGCUCAUACGUUUUUGCUUAUCCUUCUAUGGUAAGCAGUAUUCUCCUCAUGACUGCUGCGGGGCUGCACUGGCUCCUUCCUAUGAGGGUCUGUUGCUUGAGAGAGAGGAUGCAAUGUAAUCACAAGCUUAGUAGUGACCUUCAAAGCGCAUACACAUUUCAUCACAUUAUUAUACAUAAAAAAGAUCUACAUUACCCUAUAGCAGGAGACAGAGGAAAUAACAGAGAAAUAAGCUCAGAGUAAUAUAUAGAGGGAUACCUUAAAAUGAAAGUUGAAAUAGUUUUUUCGGAAUAAAAGAGCUCAUAUUACGACCUCCAUUAUGUACAGGACCAGUCAAAGGUUUGGACACAGGGUUUUUCUUUAUUUUACUAUUUUCUACAUUGUAGAAUAAUAGUGAAGACAUCAAAACAAUGAAAUAACACAUAUGGAAUCAUGUAGUAACCAAAAAAGCAUUUCAAUUAACAGGUGUGCCUUGUUAAAAGUAAAUUUGUGGAAUUUAUUUCCUUCUUAAUGCAUUUGAGCCAGUCAGUUGUGUUGUGGCAAGGUAGGGGGGUAUACAGAAGAUAGCCCUAUUUGGUGAAAGACCAAGUCCGUAUUAUGGCAAGAACAGCUCAAAUAAGCAAAGAGAAACGACAGUCCAUCAUUACAUUAAGACAUGAAGGUCAGUCAAUCUGGAAAUUUUCAAGAACUUUAAAAGUUUCUUCAAGUGCAGUCGCAAAAACCAUCAAGCACUAUGAUGAAACUGGCUCUCAUGAGGACCGCCACAGGAAAGGAAGACCCAGAGUUACCUCUGCUGCAGAGGAUAAAUUCAUUAGAGUUAACUGCACCUCAGAUUGCAGCCCAAAUAAAUGCUUCACAGAAUUCAAGUAACAGAAACAUCUCAACAUCAACUGUUCAGAGGAGACUGCGUGAAUCAGGCCUUCAUGGUCAAAUUGCUACAAAGAAACCACUACUAAAGGACACCAAUAAGAAGAAGAGACUUGCUUGGGCCAAGAAACACGAGCAAUGGACAUUAGACCGGUGGAAAUCUGUCCUUUGGUCCAAAUUAGAGAUUUUUGGUUCCAACCGCUGUGUCUUUGUGAGACGCGAAAUAGGUGAACGGAUGAUCUCCGCAUGUGUGGUUCCCACCGUGAAGCAUGGAGGAGGAGGUGUGAUGGUGUGGGGGUGCUUUGCUGGUGACACUGUCUGUGAUUUAUUUAGAAUUCAAGGCACACUUAACCAGCAUGGCUACCACAGCAUUCUGUAGCGAUACGCCAUCCCAUCUGGUUUGGGCUUAGUGGGACUAUCAUUUGUUUUUCAACAGGACAAUGGCCCAAAACAAACCUAUAGGCUGUGUAAGGGCUAUUUGACCAAGAAGGAGAGUGAUGGAGUGCCGCAUCAGAUGACCUUGCCUCCACAAUCACCUGACCUCAACCGUAUUGAGAUGGUUUGGGAUGAGUUGGAACGCAGAGUGAAGGAAAAGCAGCCAACAAGUGCUUAGCAUAUGUGGGAACUCCUUCAAGACUGUUGGAAAAGCAUUCCUCAUUAAGCUGGUUGAGAGAAUGCCAAGAGUGUGCAAAGCUGUCAUCAAGGCAAAGGGUGGCUACUUUGAAGAAUCUCAAAUAUAAUAUGUAUUUUGAUUUGUUCAACACUUUUUGGGUUACUACAUGAUUCCAUAUGUGUUAUUUCAUAGUUUUGAUGUCUUCACUAUUAUUCUACAAUGUAGAAAAUAGUUUAAAAUAUAAAGAAAAACCCUUGAAUGAGUAGGUGUUCUAAAACUUUUGACUGGUACUGUAUAUGUUAGAAAACUCUAGAUGUCAGUGGGCGGGGCUACAUAAUAGGGGGGUCAUGGUUGGCUGGACCAGAUGUAAGUACUGGGAUCUAAGGAGUGGUUGUCCCAUGGAGUUAGAAAGAGGACUCUAGGUGGAUAUAAGUGGUUUUAGCAUGGACUUUGAUGGGGAGUGGGGCUGACCCCAUUUAGUCGACUGGUCGAUUGUUUAGUUGAUAGGCUGUUGGUCGACCAACAUUUUUUUAGUCGAGCACACGAGACACCUGUCUGAUUUGCGCCUGUGUCUCAGUGGACUAAUCCAUUGAGGAGGCGGCAGGGAUGCCACGGUCCAAGAAUAAGGGGAGUGUGGCUAAGAUGCACAAGGCACGUCUCUCUCUCCAGAAUGCACUCUCCCACCAUUUCGUGCGUAUUUAUUGUUUCAUAACUUCAUUGUGUGCAUUGUUUGCUGUGUCUAUCAAUUCCCCAUUACAUAUAUCACCAGUAGUAGCCUACGUUUACCGUUAAUUCCCAUAAUUUCUAAUCUGUAAUGUUUGUUUGGUUACGGUAAUUUCUGUUAGGCUAAUGCAUUCAACAUAUUAUUAUUACAGUCGUUUACUGUUCUCAUUGCAGAGCUCACGACCUAUGCUACUCUUGUGAGAAACACGUUUUUGUUUAUUACAUUCCAUAUAGGAGUUUUGUAAAUGUAUUGAUUGUCUUUUGUUUGAAACACUACUGUCAAUGUUGAGUAAGGACACAUACCUGAUUACGCAUACAGAAGUAGGCCUAGGCUACCUGGCCUGAUUGGUCUGAUUAGUUUAAUUCCAGCUCUCUCCCUUUCGAUAACCACUCGGCAUGAAAGCGAAAAAUGUAAUGCUCUGAUCCAGUGGAAACGUCAUAAAAUACAUGUUUACUUCUUAUUCCUUGCACAAAUAGUGUACAACUGUGUCUGGCCCGAGCUCACUGGCGGGGGAAACUCUUUGAGGGUCCAGAAUAUUUUAUCUAAUGUUGCGAGUUUGCUAGCGCGAGUUUCGGGCUGAUCAAGUUGAUAGUUGUAAUGUUGUAAGUUUGUUGCAAACAGGUGAUGCGUAGCCAAUGUGAUUUAUAGGAUAUUUAUUUUUAUCAGGAUAUUUUCUAACUGCAGGCUGCAAAGUCUUUAUUUGUUGGCUUUAUGUAGGCUAUUUUUUACAUAGUUGGCAAUGGCAAUAAAAGUAACUUUUAGAUUUGUAUAAUUUUCAUUUAGAUUGAGUUAGUAUGUAGAUUAACCACAGACAAUGAUUUUGAGAUACAAAGUAUAUAUAAAUGAAAUUAAACUGUUCCACGAAAAUGUGCAUAUGAAAAUCAUAACUGGCACGCAGAUCGGUAGAAAUGGUAAGAUAAAUUGGCACUCCAAAUGGACCGCUGGUGUAGCCUAUUACCGGAAACUUCAGGAGCAUAACGGCAGAAUCUGCAAAGGCCAGCAGGAGGAGGGUCGGGAACCAGUUAUUUUCUUAUUUUUAGGCUAUCGUGAUCUCUGGCUCCCUCUUGAGUCAUUUGUGUAUCUUAAUUAUUUAAUCAAACUGUGUGCUUAAAGCAAGUUCAGUACAUAUACAGUAGUUGAUUUUAUUAAAACACAUAUGGUGUGUAUAUAUGGAAAAAUACACGUUUUACAAUUUCGACCAAUCGAUUGAAAAGAUUAGAAAAGACGACUCUUGGUCAACCAACAUUUUUGUUUAGUCGGGACAGCCCUAAUGGGGAGGUCGAUCUAACUCUAUGGGUGGUUUCCCUCUGUCUGUCUGCCAGCUACCUGGUGAUGGAACUGAUGGAUGCCAGUCUGUGCCAGGUCAUCCACAUGGACCUGGACCAUGAGAGGAUGUCCUACCUGCUCUACCAGAUCCUCUGUGGCAUCAGACACCUGCACUCUGCUGGCAUCAUCCACAGGGUCAGUCAUUGGCUGAUCGUGAAUAUGUGUUGUAUGCAGAGUGAUAACAUAAGCCAUGUAGGACAUUACAUUUAAGGACAUCUACUGUACUUUCCUAACAUGUUGAUUUGAGUGUGUAAUCCAUCAUCACCAUCACUACCAUCAUCACCAUCAUAACCAUCAUCACCACCAUCAUCACCACCACCACCACAUUUACAUUUUAGUCAUUUAGCAGACGCUCUUAUCCAGAGCGACUUACAGGAGCAAUUAGGGUUAAGUGCCUUGCUUAAGGGCACAUCGACAGAUUUUUCACCUAGUCGGCUCGGGGAUUAGAACCAGCGACUUUUCGGUUACUGGCACAACGCUCUUACCCACUAAGCUACCUGCCGCCCCAUCAUCACCAUCAUAACCAUCACCACCAUCAUCAUCAUCACCCCACCAUCAUAACCAUCACCACCAUCAUCAUCACCACCAUCACCAUCAUAACCAUCAUCAUCAUCAUCAUCAUCAUCAACACCAUCAACUUAUUCACUUUGUUUGUAUCUUCUCCAGGACCUGAAGCCCAGUAACAUAGUGGUGAAGUCUGACUGUACUCUGAAGAUCCUGGACUUUGGGCUGGCCAGAACAGCCUGCACUAACUUCAUGAUGACCCCUUACGUUGUGACCCGAUACUACAGAGCACCAGAAGUCAUCCUGGGCAUGAAGUACAAAGAGAAUGGUAAGAAAUGCUCAAGGAUGUUACCUUCUAUUCUCAAUCUCACCAACAGGAUAAAACACUAUUAGUUACUUGAUUAUAAAUGUCUAUCUUGCACUGUUGAUAAUCUAUGGCUGUUCUCCUUUUACCAGCAGCAAGGGUCCACAUAUGGCUGGUUAUGGUGCUGUGUGAGAUGAAUGUGUGUGUGAGAUGAAUGUGUGUGAUGUGUGUGUAACCUCUAUGUUUGUUUUCCUCCAAGUGGACAUCUGGUCAGUGGGAUGCAUCAUGGGAGAGAUGGUGAAGGGUAGCGUUAUAUUCCAGGGCACGGAUCGUAUCCUUACCCAGUCAAUCUAUAACUCCCUAUAUGCUGUCUUUACAUCUAUAAUAUGACCAUUGUGUAAGUCGCUCUGGAUAAGAGCAUCUGCUAAAUGACUAAAAUGUAAAUGUAAUGUGUCUGUGUGUUUAAACUGUAUUUGGGUCACUAUUAGAGAUGUUGUAUAAUGUGUCUGCCAGGUUGACCUCCCCAUCACAAGGUCAGGCAUGUCAGGAUGUCCUUCCUUUCUUUCCACAUUCAAUUGAAACAACAACAUCAGCUAGCUACUUCCUUAGCUUACAUGCAUUUAAUUCAAAGUGAUGAAUUGAUGGUCCGUACUAACUGGAAAUAGACUUGAAAAGUCUGAAUCCUAACUGCUAAAGCCUCUUGCUACUGCUGUGUAUGGUGCAAUAUUCAAUAUCCCAUAUGUUCCUGAACCUCCCAUGAGGUAUAACUAGGUGUUUUGCAUUAGUUUGUAUGUGUGUCCUGAACCAGCUCCGUAUCAGACAUUGACCAGUGGAACAAGGUGAUUGAGGUUCUGGGCACGCCCCCCAUGGAGUUUAUGAACCGUUUGAUGGAGACUGUGAGGAACUAUGUGAUGAACAAGCCCCAGUACCCAGGGGUCAGCUUCUCUCAACUCUUCCCUGACUGGGCCUUCCCGGCAGAGACAGAGCAGGAUCAACUCAAGAGUAAGACUUAUACCACCUACAGAUGUCUACACAGAUCUCUCUCUCUCUCUCUCUCUCUCUCCUCUCUCUCUCUCUCUCCUCUCUCUCCUCUCUCCCUCUCUCCUCUCUCUCUCUCUCUCUCCUCUCUCUCCUCUCUCUCCUCUCUCUCCUCUCUCUCUCUCUCUCUCUCUCUCUCUCGCUCACUUUUCAUUGAUGAGCACCUUCCUAUCUGAUGUGGACAUGACAUUGGCAGCUUUUCUGCCUUCUUAUCACUGCAGCCAGUCAAGCGCGGGACCUGCUGUCCAAGAUGCUGG